AUGGAAGAUUUCAGGAUUGAGAGUGUGCUGGUGACAGGAAGUGACCGAGGAAUUGGCCUGGGUUUGGUGCUGGAGUUUAUGAAAUUGCCACAUCCUCCUCAGCUUAUCUUUGCAACCUGCAGGAACCUUGAGAGCCCUGAAGGAAAGGUGAGGAGGAAACAGACUGAAACAGAAAUCGUACCAGCAUUCACCAAGCUUGGUGCGAUUCUGACACUUUUCAGUAAAAAUGUCACAGAUCCUCAGAGCAUCAAAGCAGCUGCUGAGGAAGUACAAAGGUACCUCACAGGACGUGGACUCGCCUUGCUGAUAAACAAUGCCGGCAUUGCUUACAAAACCACCCUGGCCUCAGAGACAGCUCAGACCAUGGCAGCUGUGUAUACCACCAACACCCUAGGGCCUAUGAGAGUCAGCCAGACAUUCCUGCCUUUGCUGAAAAGGGCUGCCCCGAAAUUCACCUGCCUGGGAAAGAGCUGCUUUAAGGCAGCUAUUGUUAAUGUGUCCAGCAGCUUUGGUUCCCUGGCUGCCGUCGAUGAGUGGAAAUGGUGCCAAGAUGUUGGUUAUCGCUGCAGCAAGGCUGCUUUAAACAUGCUCACCAAGUGUCAAUCCCUGGUAUAUUACCCCUUUGAGAUCGUGUGUGUUUCACUCCAUCCAGGAGGUGUGCAAACUGGUUUGGGAGCAGAGAAGGGAGGUAACUGA
Molecule: messenger RNA, 696 nt
Organism: Sphaerodactylus townsendi
Lineage: Eukaryota; Metazoa; Chordata; Lepidosauria; Squamata; Sphaerodactylidae
Product: short chain dehydrogenase gsfK-like
Exons: 6
Coding region: 1-696 (231 amino acids)
Source: RefSeq, a predicted model, not a curated record